AUGAGUUAUACAGUUUCCGAAAUAGAGGAUUCUUUAAAAAAGCUUUCUUUUGUUGAACAAAUUAACAUUAUUACAAAGAAUAUUACGGAUCGACAUUUACUCAACUCGUUGACUGUUGCUUUGAGGCUGAGUCGCAUCACUGACAAUUAUGAUUAUUGUGUUGCCAUCACUAAUUUUAUUGACUUUAAAUCAAAUCAGGAAUUUACUGUAUUAACUAAAAAUCAGGAAAAAAUAUACAACGGUUUAAUAUCGUAUUAUUUACAAGCUUCUGAAAAAAAGAAUCAAGAGCUUCAAAAGGUUCAGUUUGAACCAAUUAACACGUUAAUUUCUAACUUCAAUUAUUUAUUAUCUGACUUACGCAAGACUGAAUUUCAACGUUCUAAAGAUGUUUCAUUAAUCAUAUCCAAUCAACUAAAGGCAGCAGAAAAUUUUGCUCAAUUUACUUCAGAAUAUUCUCAAGAUGUUAAAUCUGGUAUUUCACUUCAAAAUUACAUAUUUUCUGGUUUAUUGGAGGGCCAUAAGCUAAUUCAAAAUCAGAUUAUAUCUAAUUUAGAGGAGUUUAAAACCCAACAAAAUGCUAUGGAACUUCGUUUAAGAAAUGAAUUAUUUGACAAGGUUUUGAAUACGCCAAAUUCUUUAACCCAGACCCAAAGUAAGACGUUUGCAAAUCCAAAUCUAUUAGACAAUAAGCCUUUUGAAAAUUCAGUUAAGUCUCGUGAACAAGCAGUUUCAACACAAAACUUUGACAAAAUAUCUGUUGAAUUGGAAACUUUAUCUUUAGACGAUGCACUAGCUAGGUUUCCUUCAAGCAUUAAUUUAAAUCAUUUUAACAAAAUUAAAGGUGGUUGGGCAUCAAUUAACCAUCGAAAUGAUAAACUUUGGCUUGAGAAUUUAUUGCUAAAGUUACACAUUCUAAAAGACAACCUAAAAAAACAAGGUGUUACUAUUGAAGAAAUAAAUCAAGAAUUUGAUAAAGUUGCUCAAAGAAUUGAAUUUCUUUCUGCCAAUUCAAAUGAACUAUUAUUACAAACUGAUUCAACUCAGCAUAAUGAUUUAAAUAGCAAAAUUAAAACUAGUGAAACCUCACAUAUUUUGACGAAAAAUAUUGAACCAGAUAAAAUUUCUUUUUCGGAAUCAUCAAUAGGUUCAUUUGCAAAAUCUAAAGAGAGACAUCAAGAGAAAAGUGAAAAAUUAACAAAAACAGUUGAUAGCUCAGGGUUACCUAGCAAUCCUGAACAAACGGGAGUGAAACGGAAAUAUCCAACUCUUAGCUCAAUUAGUCUCAAACCACCCAAAAAAAAGAUCUAUAUACCAAAGUUGAUCAGUAAUUGCGAGAAUCAUGAACCUGAAGGGUCGCUUAAUACAGAUAAAACCCCUAAUGAUAAUGAUAAUGAUAAUGAUAAUGAUAAUGAUAAUGAUAAUGAUAAUGAUAAUGAUAAUUAUGUAAUUAUUAGUGAUGAUGAUGGCGAAAAUAGUGAGAGUCUUGAGGAAAGUGCGAAUGACGUUAAUCAAGAUGAUUAG
Messenger RNA from Magnusiomyces paraingens, 1521 nucleotides. RefSeq lists its product as uncharacterized. The record is from RefSeq and is a predicted model, not a curated record. The transcript has a single exon. The coding region runs from base 1 to 1521 and encodes 506 amino acids. Lineage: Eukaryota; Fungi; Ascomycota; Dipodascomycetes; Dipodascales; Dipodascaceae.